GCCUUGGGCGGCGAGCAUGCUUCCGCGCCUGCUGUUGGCGAGAGUUCGGUGCCCGCUGAUCGCCCGUCCCCCGCGCGCCCUCCUCCUCCUCGCCGCCUCCAUGGCUGCCGGCACGCGCGCCGCCGCUCGGCAGGGUCUCAUUCUUGGAGCCUUUGCCAGUGACCAUGAUGACCAACCUUCUCAGUUGUCUGAUGCAGGAGAGGCUUUUGACAAACAAGUCAAUGGGAAGCUGAAGGAGUUACUGGCCCUUUCUGGACCACCUCUGAAGAAAGGGAAGACCCGCAUCUUUCAUGGUUUGCAUCAGGUAGGGGGUAAAUAUUUAACUAACUUAACCUUGUGCCUCUUAAUUUUUAAAGAGAUUUUUUUUUUGCUGGAAGAAGUGUGUGGUGGAGCUUUGAGGAUUUCCUGCUGA
This is a messenger RNA of Thamnophis sirtalis, 412 nucleotides long. The record is from RefSeq and is a predicted model, not a curated record. Lineage: Eukaryota; Metazoa; Chordata; Lepidosauria; Squamata; Natricidae.